AGGGAUCGUGACCCAUCGAGACGCGGCGGGAUCGUGUCAGUGAUCGGUGCCAGAGGAGCAGUAAGGAACCAUGGAGACCCGCAGGGACAGAAAGCAGCCGAUGAAGGCGAAGACUUCCAAGCGGAAAGAGAAGAAAUCUAAAAGUGGGAAGUUCGUCAGGAGGAAAUCUCUGCGCUCUAUCGGGAAUUUCAUGGGAAGGAUCCUGAAAAGUUUGGGCACUUUAGCGCACUUCGGCGACGCGGAGCCGCCGGACGCAGAGGAGGACGACGGCGGCUUCAGGGGAGGCUUCUCCCAGAGCUCCAGGGAAGGAGCCAAGAACCGGAGCUCCGCGGCCUCCUCUCAGCGCGGCUCGGUGAAGGAGAGGCUGUCCUGGUGCUACGGCGACAAAACGCCCGGCGCGCUGGGUCUGAAGAACCACGGAAACACCUGCUUCAUGAACGCGGUGGUCCAGUGCCUCAGCAACACCGACCUGCUGGCGGAGUACCUCGGCCUGGGCCAGUACAAGGCGGAUCUGUGCCGCUCCGGGAGGGCGAACGGGGAGGUGAGGGCGGAGGAGGCGCGGAGCUCCGGGGGAGAGGUGACGGAGCAGCUGGCGUCGCUGGUUCGCGCGCUGUGGACGCUGGACUACACCCCGCAGAUGUCUGGGGAGUUCAAGAGCAUAGUGUCAAAAUACGGCUCUCAGUUCCGAGGGAACUCUCAGCACGAUGCCCUCGAGUUCCUCCUGUGGCUUCUGGACAAAGUUCAUGAAGAUGCCAGUCCAGGUUCUGACAACAACAACAGCAGCAACAGUAAGACCAAAGGCAGCAGUAAG
Molecule: messenger RNA, 811 nt
Organism: Cyprinodon variegatus (sheepshead minnow)
Lineage: Eukaryota; Metazoa; Chordata; Actinopteri; Cyprinodontiformes; Cyprinodontidae
Product: ubiquitin carboxyl-terminal hydrolase 43-like
Exons: 3
Biological process (GO): protein deubiquitination
Molecular function (GO): cysteine-type deubiquitinase activity
Source: RefSeq, a predicted model, not a curated record